AUGCUUAAUCACACAGCCGUACUGUUCUUCGUUUUAUUGACUGGUAGUCAUUAUGGAUCCUUGGCAGGAUCUGAGGACCUAGAGAUUCAAAAUCCUUGGGACAACUUAUUCCAAAUCCAAAAUCCUUGGGACAACUUAUCAACCUUACUAAAAAACAUACCCAAAAAGACGGAAUUCCCGCCGCCAAAGUUUCGGCUUAUCGGCUCUAGGUAUUUCUACAUCGAACAACAAAUCGAACAAAAUUGGACCACUGCUGCCAGUACCUGUCGUCAAAUGGGCGGAUAUCUGGCCGCGAUUAAGGACGAAGAGGAGGCGCAGGCCAUCAUUGCGAGACUCAGUCCAUUUGUUUUCUACUACGUGGGCAUCAACGAUCACGAAAUAAAGAGAAGCUUUGUGUCCUUAGCCUCUGGCAAGCCAGCCUUUUUAAAGUGGAGUAAGGGUGAACCGGAUUACGUCUUUCAUGACCAGAACUGCGUUUCAAUUUUUAAUUUCAAUGACAAUGACGAAGGCCUGAUGUUGGGGCCUUGCUCCAACAAACAUAACUUUAUUUGCCAGGCAGAUGUCGAAAUUUAA
Messenger RNA from Drosophila subpulchrella, 573 nucleotides. RefSeq names its product accessory gland protein Acp29AB-like. The transcript has a single exon. Lineage: Eukaryota; Metazoa; Arthropoda; Insecta; Diptera; Drosophilidae. The coding region runs from base 1 to 573 and encodes 190 amino acids. The record is from RefSeq and is a predicted model, not a curated record.